This is a messenger RNA of Cyprinus carpio (common carp), 3117 nucleotides long. Its product is annotated as P2X purinoceptor 1-like. NCBI's taxonomy places the organism in Eukaryota, Metazoa, Chordata, Actinopteri, Cypriniformes, Cyprinidae. The transcript has 13 exons. Gene Ontology annotation, molecular function: purinergic nucleotide receptor activity; extracellularly ATP-gated monoatomic cation channel activity; ATP binding. Gene Ontology annotation, cellular component: nuclear inner membrane; plasma membrane. Gene Ontology annotation, biological process: monoatomic cation transmembrane transport; response to ATP. The record is from RefSeq and is a predicted model, not a curated record. The coding region runs from base 362 to 1552 and encodes 396 amino acids.
UGUUUCAGGCAUGUCACAAAUGUGCGGUGGACAUUAAGCCUUUAUUUGCAAUUGGACUCUAAGUUGUUACACCUCCCUUAAGAAGUUUAUCCGCCUGUACAUGAAUUUGCGUUAUAGUCACAAGAGGGGGGAUGAAGACAACGCAAAGUGGGUGGUUUACUUUGAGAAAUGUUUGGUUUGAGAGAGAGAGAGAGAGAGAGAGAAAGAGAGAGAGACAUAUAAAGUUAAGGCAAGGAAGGAAGUCAGAUUACAGCACUCCAUAAACAUCUUACAGUACUUACCAGGACAUCUUACCAGUGAACAAGAGCCUUGUGAAGACAGAGAGAACACGUAUUUGUACUCUUUCCUUUCAACAAGAAGAAUGAAAUCUCAAAUAAAGACAACGUUUUCAAACUUCUUCUUUGAAUACGAAACUCCUCGACAGGUUCUGGUCAAGAACAAAAGAGUUGCAGUUGUGUGCCGAAUCAUCCAAAUGGGUGUUCUAGCUUACAUCAUUGGGUGGGUGUUCAUGUAUGAGAAAGGCUACCAGGUAGUAGAUACUGCCAUAGGCUCCAUCUUCACCAAGAUGAAGGGAGUGUCUUUUACAAAUAUCAGCAAAAAGGAGCGGAUAUGGGAUGUAGCUGAUUAUGUUUUUCCUGAACAGGGUGACUCGUCUUUUGUUGUGAUGACGAACUACAUUGUCACUGUGGGACAGAAACAGGGCAAAUGUGCUGAGCUGCCAGAUGGGAAGAACAAAUGCAAUUCUGACGCAGACUGCGAUGAGGGCAAAUACAAACGUAUGGGAAAUGGGCACAUGACGGGAAGGUGUAUGAACGAAACAAGUACUUGUGAGAUCUACUCCUGGUGUCCAGUUGAAGACGACCGUAAAAUACCAGACCCUCCAGUCCUGCUGACAGCAGAAAACUACACACUGUUCAUCAAAAACUCUAUCACUUUUCGCCAGUUUAAUGUAGUAAGGAGUAACUUGGUGGAGAGUGUGAAUCAGAGUUACAUCAAUACAUGUUUGUAUCAUCCCAAGACUGAUCCACUGUGUCCUAUCUUCAGACUGGGAGACAUUGUUGAGCGUUCUGGGUUAAAUUUCUCAGAGAUAGCUCGUGUGGGUGGUGCUAUAGGAGUCCUCAUCGACUGGGACUGCAAUCUGGACCUGAGUAUCAGACACUGCAAACCAAAGUAUGAAUUCUAUGGUCUUUAUGGAACGGGAAAAAAUGGGGACAAAGAAGAGAAACCAUCAUUGGGAUACAAUUUUAGAUAUGCUAAAUAUUAUGUGGAGGAUGCGGUGGAAAAGAGAACGCUAAUGAAGGUGUUUGGUGUACGGAUAGACAUCAUUGUUCAUGGACGGGCAGGAAAAUUUGAUAUCAUCCCUACAUUGACGGCUAUAGGCUCAGGAGUAGGAAUCUUUGGAGUGGCAACCGUUGUGUGUGAUAUGCUGCUCCUAUAUUUAGUUCCAAAGAGAGAUUUCUACAAAAACAUGAAAUUCAAGCAUACACAAAUCUUGGAAGAGAAGCCAGAUUUGCCCCAGUCAAAGACAGAAAGAGAUCUACCUAAGGAGUGAAGUCAAGACGGCUGCCAUGACGACUGACUACUGCACUGAAGAGAGAGAGAGAGAGAGAGAGAGAGAAAGAGAAAAAACACCUCAAAACUGGAGCUUCAACAAGACGACUUGACACAGAACUGUCAGACAUCACUUUUCCUUUCUAAAUAACAUUUCCUUCCCAAACUACUGAGGAAAGACAUUAAAACAGUGUUAUGAUUUAAGACAUAACUAAUAUCCAUUGAAUGUGUUCAUAUUGUAAAGGUACACAAUUGUAUGAGGGUUUUGAGGUCUUUACCAGCUUCCCAAAGUUUUUGGCGAUCACCACAUAAUGUUUGGAUAUGUCACCCAUAUUUAACUCUGGAUAAUCUAUCACCUUAAUAUUGCUAUUUUUAUUUACUGAUAGGUGUUUUGUAAAGGUUUUGUUGUUGUUGCUGUGAGCCUACAAUAUUUGUGUGAAAUAAAUUUUAGAUGGUUAGUCAACCAUAUGAGGUUGAAACUAACCAGCUAUGAAAGGCAGAAUAGUGAGUGAUUUAGGCCUAGUUUUAGCUCAUUCACAAAACACUGAGCCAAGAAACAUAGGAUGCUCUAUCUCAAAGAUCUGUUAUUUUAUUAUUAUUAUUAUUAUUAUUACACAGUCUUCUGCACUACUUGAUUUUAAUGCAGCAUUCUUUGGUCAAAUAUAUCAGAAAUAAGGACACAUUCCGACCACUUAUCCAGGAAACUCUUAGCUUUGCUUGUGUUCUGUCUCUAAAAUUAUGACUCAAAUCAAUAUUCCAUGCACAUAUAUUUAUUUGUUAGAAAAGUCAUGUAGUCAUUUAAAAAAAAAAAAAAAAAACAGUCAGGUAGAAUUGAGAGUUUCUGGACACUCAUACAGUCUUUCUUUGUAACAAAUAACAAAAUAGUUUUCCACAUAACAAAAUAAUUUGGUCACACUUUAGUUUGGGGACCAAUUCCCACUAUUAACUAUGACUUUUGCCUCAAUAAACUCCUAAUUUGCUGCUUAUUAAUAGUUAGUAAGGUAGUUGUUAAGUUUAGGUAUUGGGUGAAUUAAGGGAUCUAAAAUAUGGUCAUGCAGAAUAAUUUAUAUGUGCUUUAUAAGUACUAAUAAACAACCAAUAUGCUAGUAACAUGCACACUAAUAAGCAACCAGUUAAUAGUGAGAAUUGGUCUCACUGUUAACUGGUUACCAAUAAUUAAAACUCACAUCAAAAUAAAACCCUUUCAGGGUGAUACAAAUCCCCUCUGCUUUGCUCUGGCAUCCUGAUAACUCUGUCAGGGUGUCACACCCCUGGACUCUUUAAGUGUGUUUUUUGCCCCGUGACCCAGUUUCUGUCUCCCGUGUUUGGUUAAUUUGAUUCCAGGUAUGUCUAGUUUCUUCCCCAUGUGUUCUAUGUCCCCGUUAAUUAAGUUAUUCCAGGCACCUGUCUGCCCUUCGUUAUACUCUGUAUAAAGGUCUUAGUCCUUUCAAUCUGUGUUUGUUGGGUCUACAAGUUACAUACGUGUGUCUUCCUCCUGUUUUCAUGUUGGAUUUACCCCUGUGUUGGAUUUACCCCUGUGUUGGAUUAAUAAAUACUCACUCUCUC